AUGCCAGUGGCACAUUCCCAUCAUGCGAUCAAUGGCGCCAAGCCCGAUCACCCGGAGACUCCGGUUCGACCUGUUCCCGUCACUCGAUCUCCUGAUCGGCCGGGUCAUCCUCCGUCAGGAUCAUCUAUCAAGCCGGUCACACCUGCUCGUCCCACCCAAGCCCCAGUUGUUCCCCCAACCGGGCAUCCACCUGUCUCUUCCAUCUUUGCCAAUACCCAUGUAACUUCUACCGAAUCUGCCCGUGGCGAAACAUCCCAACCCACUCCGUCGGGUCCUAGUUCCACGUCCGUAUCGGGAUCCGGUUCUAUGCUGGGCAUGCUGAAGGGUGGUGCGGGAAAUCUGUUUCGAAACCUACGGGACGCCUCAACCAAAGUGAUCGAACAGGUUUCCGCGUAUGUUAUGUUGUAUGGUUAG
Molecule: messenger RNA, 414 nt
Organism: Echinostoma caproni
Lineage: Eukaryota; Metazoa; Platyhelminthes; Trematoda; Plagiorchiida; Echinostomatidae
Source: the annotation of a GenBank genome assembly